CAUGGGCGUACGCAGGUGGGGGCAGGGGGGGGCAGCUGCCCCCCCUGGAAAUCUCGCAGAACAUGUAUGAACUCGCCUAAUUACUAAUCAAAGUGUAAACGGGACCUUAUUCUCUUACUUUUAAAUAAACCUCGCAGUAGACACUGGCAAAAUGCACGGUGAAAUUGCCAAAAAACCGCGCGCGACGAUGGCAGUCGAAGAUUACCGUAUCUAGCCGAGCGUUCAAACGCUCGGCUGUAUUCGGUAAUUUUCGGUAGGGAGUUGCGAGCGCCUAACAUUUUAUUUUAUUUGAAAUGUUAUUGUUUUGAAGGAGUCAAAUCAAACGUAGGAGAGGUGAUAAAAAAAUAAUAAUUCAGUGUCUCUACUCCAUAUCAAAGUAUAGAAAUCUGUCUAAUUGAUAUUGUGUAGUGAUGACACGCACAUACAUUCUGCUGAGCUAUAAUAAAGAUAGAUAUGGACAUUCGAAAUUUUUUUUCCACAAAACCAAAAAAGAGGAAAAUAAUGAGUAAUGACUAUGAAGAUGAUUCCAAUGUCGGUAAAUCUAAUGAGGGGGAUCCAGCACCAGCAUUUGAAUCUACAUCCACUCUGGAAGAUGGAGAUAAUUUUCAUAAAAAUGAUAUCGGGCUAUGGGUUGGACGAUCUUUCGUAAUGACUACCGAGAUGCGAAUGGAAAUGUUAAAGCGAUGCUGGGCACCUCCAGAAAACUAUGAUUACGCUGGUGAUGCCGCACAUUUGAAACGAAAAUUUAAUCACUCUUGGUUAGAAAUGUACAAACCUUGGCUUGUUUACUCAAAGAAAUCGAAAGGUGCUUUUUGUUUGUUUUGCGUUUUAUUUCCGCCGAAACUUGUACGUGGUGUACAGGGAUCUCUAAUUGUCCGACCGUUCACUAAAUAUAAAGAUAUACACAGUUAUUGUAAAGCACAUGUAGAAAGUCAAUGGCAUAGAGAAUCAAGUGCAGCUGCAAAUUGUUUUUGCAACGUAAAAACAAAUGUACAGGUUGCUUUGCAAACAGGCCACGCAAAACUUAUUGAUGAGAACAGAAAUACAUUACAACCUAUAGUUAAUACAAUAAUUUUUUGCGGUACUCACGAUUUGCCAUUGAGAGGAAAAGAAAACGAUGAAGGCGUUUUUCGAGAUUUGUUAAAACUGAAAAUUGAUUCUGGUGAUGAAGUUUUGCGCAAGCACUUAGAAAAAGGCCAUAAAAAUGCUCAAUAUACAUCCCCAAGAAUACAAAAUGAGAUUUUAAAUAUAUGUGGACUUCUAAUUAGAGAAAAAUUGGUCGAUGAUGUUAAGGCUGCAAGUGCCUACAGCAUUUUAGCUGAUGAAACAGCUGAUAUUGCAGGAAAGGAGCAACUAUCGAUAGGUCUUAGAUAUUACGAUCAAAAAGAAAAAAAUAUUAAGGAAGAAUUUAUUGGUUUUGUCGAGUUACAAAAAAUGGAUGCACAAACAAUAGCUACUGAAAUUAAUAGAUUCAUCAAUUCCUUAAACAUUGAUGUUAACAAAUGCGUGGGACAGGGCUACGACGGAUGUGCUACGAUGGCGGGAAAAGAUGGCGGUGUCCAAAAAAUAUUGCGAGAAACGUUUAAAAAGGCUUUAUAUUUUCACUGCGCCUGCCACAAGUUAAACCUGGUAGUAAACGAUCUAAAUAAUGUUCCUGAGAUCCGAAACUGCAUCGGAACUGUAAAAGAUACUAUAAAUUUUUUCAGGGAAUCUGUUUUGCGUCAAAAAUAUGCACCGAAAAUUCCAUUGCUGUGUGAAACAAGGUGGUCGCAUAAAUAUAAAAGUAUUUCGAUGUUUAAAAACCAUUUUGUGGAAAUUGUGGAAGGUUUGGAAAAGCUUUCACAGGAAGGUAAUUCUGGGACAAGAAAAGUAGCUUUCCAAUUGUUAUCCGCAGUUGGACAAACCACAUUCAUAUUGUCUUUAUGUAUUAUAGACAAAUACAAUUCGCUGCUGCAACCCGUCGCAAACACAUUGCAGUCUAAAACCUUAGACGUAAUUAAGUGUGCAGAGCAUAUUCAAACCAUUAAAACAGCAAUUGCGGAACAUAGGCUUUCUGCCGAGGAAGGCACUGAAGAAUUAUUGAAAUCAGCUAAUGAAAUUGCUAAGGUUUUGAAUCUUGAGCUGCGUCUUCCAAGGACAGCAAGCCGCCAACAAUAUAGGGCAAAUCAUCCAGCUGGUUCGUUAAGCGAAUAUUUUCGUCGAUCAUUAUACGUGCCCUAUUUGGAUUCACUAUCAUCCUCAUUAGAGGCGAGAUUCGAUAAGGAACAUUCACCAGCGUUUGCUCUUUCAUUGUUACACCCUGCUCAAAUAAUAAAAAUUACAGCUCCAGAAUUAAGAAAAUAUAUGGACGAAGUAUCCAAAUUUUAUGAAAUAGAAGGAAUCACAUCUGAGGCUGAACUAUGGCGCACUUUUUGGGUUAACAAGCAGGAGGACUUCGAAGAUUUAGAGAUAACAGAAUUAAUCCAACAAUCAGAAUGUUUUUAUCCGCAAGUGAAAACAGCCCUAGAAAUUUUACUGGCAAUGCCUUAUUCCACGGCUACAAUUGAAAGAUCAUUCAGUACACUCAGACGUGUGAAAACGUGGCUGAGAUCAACAAUGAUUGAAGACAGGUUAAAUGGACUUUGUUUGCUCAGUGUACAUAAAAAACUUGUUAACAGUAUGGGCGAUUCUUUCACGGAAGACGUUAUAAACCGUUUUGCAGAAGAUCCUAGAAAAUUACUUUUAAAAUAGAAGCGAUUUAAAUAAAAUAAAAAUGCAUGCAGAGUCAAAUUUACUUUUGUUUAUUUAACUACCUAUAGAGCAGGAUCAUUUGCGGCUGUUUGCCCUACACACUACUCUUCAUAUACGUAAUGUUUCAUGUAGGUGUGUUUAUGUAGUGUGUAUGAAAAAACAGCCGCGGACGAUCAGACCUAAAUAAUCUGACUUGCCCCCCCCUAGGCCAGAAGCUGGGUACGCCCAUGG
Molecule: messenger RNA, 2961 nt
Organism: Chilo suppressalis (striped riceborer)
Lineage: Eukaryota; Metazoa; Arthropoda; Insecta; Lepidoptera; Crambidae
Source: the annotation of a GenBank genome assembly